UUUCCAUACUCAAAAACAUCAAACGAACAACCACACCAUCACUUUCCAUAACCAGAAUAUCGAACCAACAGCCACAACACCACCCACACCAUCAGCUAGCUUGCAAUACACCAAGCCAUCCACGGAAAAGGAGCGACCAUGCCCUCCAUUCCCCCUAUUGAGAAAAUCCCGGGUGAGCUGUUGCUCGACAUCUUCGAGCAGCUGGAGAUCGGCGACGCCGCCAGUCUUUCGCAGGCUUCCGGCUACCUGCGCACCUCACUGAACAAAAAGAACGUUCAGAGGCACGGCCAUGCCAAUGUGGCACGUCUCGCUCUCGAGGUCGGGGCGGCGGCGGCGCCCGUCGAGCCCGAGAGCGUUGCAGGCUUCCUGCCUACCAAACGGUUGAACGAGGAUAGCGGUGACGAGGAUAGCGAUGACGAGGAUACCUUUGACCCGGAUACCUUUGACGCCAUGGAACCUAUUCUCAACCCAGCCAGCGCUCAUCCGACGGAAAUCUGCAGCAGGCUGGAGCUUGACAAGCCGGGCUGUUCUGUCCCGACCCCUCUGCAUAUCGGCAUCCACUAUGGCAACAACGAUGUUGCCAAGGCCCUGCUCGACCACGGCGCCGACAUCAACGGCGGUCUCGGCAUCUGCAAACGGAGUGACGGCCCGGACGACACCGAUGAGCUGCCGAGGUUCUCGGAUACCAUCAACUACUGGCUGGAUGACUAUCGCGAGGGCGAAGCACUGCCCACGGAAAAGUUUUCGGCUGCAUUUGAGGAUGGCGGCCCCGAACCUCAGUUCUGCGUCGAGUAUUCCCCUCUCUACACGGCCAUCCGUUCCGGGAACACCGAGAUGGCCAUGGACCUGCUUGCCAGGGGCGCUUCACCCGUCACCGUGACCGACUACAAGUGCAAACACCGCGACCCGGCGGAGGAGGGCGUGGGGAUGGGGCAUGCUGUCAUGGAUGCGAUCGAGGCGGGGGACGUGGAGCUCCUCAAGCACCUCAUCGACACGAUGCCCGAGGAGUCCGCGCGGCGCAUCUCCCAGGCCCGCGGGACCCUCUCGGCCAUCUUUCGGCUCUCGUGGUGCCCCGACGGCGCAAAGGUGCCCGAGAUGCUGCAGCUUCUGCUGAGCCACGGGGCCAGCGUCGACGUGGUCGCGCGGCGCCCGUUUGACUCCUUCACUGCCCUCGGGGACGAUUUCGACCCCCGCGGGCUGGAGCACCUGACUGCCACCCCUAUCCAGUACGCGGCGUCCAAGGGCAACCUGCACGCCUUCAAGGCGCUCUGGGCCACCGGCGCUCGGGUCGCGCCUCUGCCCCGGAAGAUGGCGCAGGGCGCUGAGCAGCUGGGCGUGGUGGGCCAGGUGCUGGCCUGCCUGGCGGACUCGUCACCACAUGAAUACUCCACCUUGGAAGCGUUUAUGAUGAGCUUUCAAGGGAAGGAUGGCCCGAAAAACGGCUUCUGGCCAUUUCUCUGCUUCCUCCAAGAGCAGGGACACAUCAUCGAUAAGCCCGCAAUGCAGUGGCUAUUCGAGAAAGAGGGGGACCUGCAGUCAUGGGAAGACAUCACGCGGCUGGCAUCAGCGCGAGAGCAGAGCCUGGCGAGCCCCGAGACCCCACUCGCCAUCCGCAAGCUGUCGAAGCUCGAGAAGGCUUUGCAUGAGUGGUACUACAGCUGCUAUGUGCCUAGCGAUAUGGGCCGUCCCUCGAUCGGUGAAUGCGAGGAGGAGAUAGUGGACCUCCUCAAAGAGGGCGAGUGGGUGGACUGGCGCGCCAUGCCAUUUUCUCUCCCACACUUCGGACAGGUGCUGACGGUACCGGAUGAUACGGAGGACGAAAUUGGCCAUACGGAUGAUUAUGAGUUUAGAUCCAUCCGCCACGCCGAUAUCCGGGAGUUCCGGCUUGGGGCCAACCCCUACCUCGAGCUCUGGGAUGUGCCCAUCUUCUUGACUCGGCAAAAGAAGCUGAUGGGGGGUUUCCACCAGCGUGGAUACGCGGGGAACAUCCGGGGUUUCUUGCGCCUCGGGAGCGACCAAUUGCGAUCAGGUCCGUACUAUUAUCGGACAAAGGGCAUUGAGCGGAUCUGGGAUCAGAUGCUCCGAUGCGACCUGGAGGUGCGGGAGGCCAUCCCAGGCAGAAUGCCUGGUCACCUAAUCAAGGCGCUGUACUCGCGGGACUGGUACUUUUUGGACUGGCUGGUCCAGAACGCGUGGCCGCACAACAUCAGCAGCGCCGAAAUCGAGGACUUCAUCCAGCUGUUCUCGACAGCCCACAUCGGCGUCCCAGACCAUCUUGCCGAGAAGAUCCCGGCCCAGCUCAGAGGACUAGACGACCUACGCCGAAGGAGGGAGGAGUGCGAGGCCGAGCUGCGCAAGGCCGAGCAGCUCGUGGCCGAGCAGACCCCGUUGCCUAACUAAUAUGAAAGCGACAGCCUCCUGGUGCUUGGCAGUGUUUGAACCUUGGUUGAGCCAGUUAUCAGAGGGCU
Molecule: messenger RNA, 2468 nt
Organism: Gaeumannomyces tritici R3-111a-1
Lineage: Eukaryota; Fungi; Ascomycota; Sordariomycetes; Magnaporthales; Magnaporthaceae
Exons: 2
Coding region: 139-2400 (753 amino acids)
Molecular function (GO): protein binding
Source: RefSeq, a predicted model, not a curated record